Abrus precatorius (Indian licorice) is the source of this 867-nucleotide messenger RNA. RefSeq lists its product as uncharacterized. The coding region runs from base 40 to 867 and encodes 275 amino acids. Lineage: Eukaryota; Viridiplantae; Streptophyta; Magnoliopsida; Fabales; Fabaceae. The record is from RefSeq and is a predicted model, not a curated record. The transcript has 2 exons.
AGGAACCAACCGCUGAAAACCAACCUAAGAGAAAAGAAAAUGUCUGGUGUGUCACUAGCAGUGUCAUCACAAUCAGUGCCACAAGCACCUUCACAACCAGGGGGCACAGGCGCAGGCACAAGGCCUAAAGCACCAACGCAACAAGGCACAGUUGGUGGAAUGAUGGGUUCACUGCGUGUGAUAGAGCUUCAACUCGUCGCAUUCAUAUUGGUGUUCUCAGCAAGUGGUCUUGUCCCACUCCUUGAUCUUGUGUUCCCUGCAUUUGCCUCAGCUUACAUCUUGGCACUUGCACACUUUGCAUUUCCAUCAACAGCAACAACAACUUCAUCUGGGUCUGAGAUCUUCAAAGGAAGCAAGAUGUUUCGAAUGUAUGUUGUUCUUGGAACCACUGUUGGUUUGUUCUUGCCACUAGCCUAUGUGCUUGGAGGGUUUGCAAGAGGGGAUGAACAUGCUGUGCGUUCGGCCACUCCUCAUUUGUUUUUGUUAUCGUUUCAAAUAUUGACUGAGAACAUCAUUAGUGGGUUGUCAUUGUUCUCACCACCCGUGAGGGCAUUGGUUCCUAUGAUAUACACAAUCAGAAGGAUCUUUGUGGAUAUUGAUUGGACACAUGAUGUGUGGCUCAACAAGGCUUUGCCUGCCAAUGCAGGGCUGCAGGACACAGCAUGGUAUUGGUUUGGGAAGGGUCUGGCAGUGGCAAAUUUGGCUUAUUUCUCUAUCAAUCUAUUUGGGUUUCUGAUACCAAGGUUUCUUCCAAGAGCUUUUGAGAGGUAUUUUCAAGAGAGGGGAGAGAUCUAUGCCAAGGCAGCAGAGGAUAAGCGAUCUGUGUCCAUCAACAAACCCCAAUUGUCAGAGAAGAAGACAGAUUAA